UUGUAUGAAAUUCCACCUGCAUCAUACUCUCAUUCUGAACUUCACUCGGGAAACCACAUGAACUAAAUUCCAACUUCCUCACCCCUACCCCCACCCCUACCCUACCCUCUUCAUCCCUCCCCCCCCCCACCCCCCUUUUCUCUCUGCAAUAACUACUGUUCUGCUUCCUUACUGGUACUUAUUAUCAACAGAAGUAUUCCAUUAUUCCGAUAUCUCAGUUUCCUUUUCCUCUCUCUCUCUUUCUACAUGCAAAGAAGCCUUUUUGCUCAUUUCUUGUUCUUUUUGCUCAUUUCUUGAAGUUAUGGAAGAAACUGAAGAGUCAAAUAAUAGAAGCAAGAAAUGCAACUCUAAACCAACAAGUGUGAAAGGGUGUGUUAAUUAUAAUAAUAAUAAUAAUGCUCAUAAUAAUAGUAAUCGGUAUAUUGCUUUUGGUUUUCGUAGUAAUCAGAAUCAAUACCAAACAUACCCAGCUCUACUUCCUCUGCCUCCUGCAAUUCCUAUGCAAGUGGCUGUUGCUCCACCUUUCCCUCAAAAUCACAACUUUACAUCAACAACCCUUUUGCAGAAUCAGCCAUUUCUUGCCACCCCUUCUGAUUCCAAACUCCGAUACUUUACAGCCUCAAAAGUGCUGCAAAGGCAAAAUGAUGUGUCCAAACAGAAGGAUUUAUUGAGGGUCAAGACUGCUACCACUCCAGAAUCUUUUGUGGUGGCAAGAAGACCUGAUUCUGGUGGUGUAGAAGGACAAGUAAUCUCUCUUCUUGCUAAUCAUUUCCUUGUCAAAUUUGAUCCUUUACAGAAGAUUUUCCACUAUGAUGUUGAAAUUUCACCUCAUCCAUCUAAGGAAGUUGCUAGGUUAAUCAAACAAAAACUUGUAGAGGAACAUUCUCUUGUGUUAUCAGGUGCUCUUCCUGUUUUUGAUGGUGGAAGAACUAUAUAUAGCCCUAUUGAAUUUCAAAAUAAUAAGAUUGAAUGUUACAUUAGCCUACCAAUUCCUAGUAGUGGCAACAAGUUGCAGAUAGAGGGACAGCAGAUUAAGCUUUUCCGCGUUAACAUUAAACUAAUAUCUAAAUUUGAUGGGAAAGAACUAAGUAGCUUCUUGAAUAAAGAAGGGGAUGGUUGGAGUCCACUUCCUCAGGAAUAUCUUCAUGCAUUAGAUGUUGUGUUGCGCGAAAGUCCGACGGACAAGUGUAUAACAGCGGGGAGAUCCUUUUACUCGAGUUGUAUGGGAGGAGAAAAAGAUAUUGGUGGCGGAGCGGUGGCGCUAAGGGGGUUCUUUCAGAGUCUUAGACCAACUCAACAAGGGCUUGCUCUCAAUGUUGAUUUCUCAGUGACUGCUUUCCAUGAGAGUAUUGGAGUGAUCCCUUACUUGGAAAAGCGCCUCGACUUUCUCCGCGGCAUUUCUCAGAGGAAAACGAGAGGCUUGACGAAUGAAGAGAAGAAAGAGGUAGAGAAGGCAUUAAAGAAUAUAAGGGUGUUUGUUUGUCACAGAGAGACGGUUCAGAGAUAUCGUAUUUGCAGCUUAACUGAGGAAGUCACGGAGAACCUCUGCUUUCAGGAUAGGGAUGGAAAAAUUCUAAGAAUAGUAAACUACUUCAAGGAUCAUUAUAACUAUGACAUACAAUAUAGGAACUUGCCGUGCUUGCAGAUUAGCAGAAGUAAACCUUGUUAUCUUCCUAUGGAACUUUGUAUGAUUUGUGAAGGACAAAAGUUUCUUGGGAAGCUUUCUGAUGAUCAGACUGCAAGAAUACUCAAAAUGGGAUGUCAAAGGCCAAGGGAAAGAAAGGCGAUUAUAGAUGGAAUCGUGACAGGAUCGGUUGGACCAACAAGUGGAAAUCACGCUAGGGACUUCAAACUCCAAAUCUCAAGAGAAAUGACUCCAUUGUAUGGGAGAAUUCUUCAGCCUCCUAAGCUUAAACUAGGGGACCGCGGUCUGGUUAGAGAUCUUAUUCCUUCCCGUCAUGAUAGACAGUGGAAUCUUUUGGACAGCCAUGUAUUCGAAGGUACUCGAAUUGAGAGAUGGGCGCUAAUGAGUUUUGGUGGGACCUCUGAUCAGAAGUCCAACAUACCAAAAUUCAUAAACCAGUUAUGUCAAAGGUGUGAGCAAUUGGGAAUUUUCCUUAACAAGAAUACAGUACUUAACCCCCAGUUUGAACCCAUGAAUUUGCUCAACAAUGUAAAACACCUAGAAACCAAACUCAAGAAGCUACAAAGAGCUUCAUUUAGCAAUCUCCAACUUGUUAUUUGUGUGAUGGAGAAAAAACACAAAGGAUAUGCCGACUUGAAAAGAAUCGCUGAGACAAACAUCGGGGUUGUAACCCAAUGCUGUUUGUACCCAAACCUUGGCAAACAUAGCUCACAGUUUUUGGCAAAUUUGGCUCUCAAGAUCAAUGCCAAAGUUGGGGGAUGCACAGUUGCAUUGUACAAUUCAUUGCCUUCUCAAAUACCACGGCUCUUCAAACACGAUGGUCCGGUUAUUUUUAUGGGUGCGGACGUCACUCAUCCACACCCACUUGAUGAUUCUAGCCCCUCGGUUGCUGCUAUAGUUGGUAAUGUGAAUUGGCCAGCAGCCAACAAGUAUGUCUCCAGAAUGAGGUCCCAAACACAUAGGCAGGAGAUCAUUCAAGAUCUCAGCACAAUGAUCGGGGAAAUUCUUGAUGAUUUCUACGAGGAGCUUCUAAAACUCCCCGAGCGAAUAAUCUUCUUCAGGGAUGGAGUAAGUGAAACUCAGUUCUUGAAAGUACUUAAAGAAGAGCUACAAGCAAUUCGUGUAGCAUGUUCGAGAUUUCCAGGUUACAAACCUCCCAUUACUUUCGUGGUCGUUCAGAAAAGGCAUCAUACUCGGCUAUUUCCAUGUGAACUUGAUCCGUCGUCAACUAGAAACCAGUUCUUUAAUGAAAACAUCCCACCAGGUACAGUUGUCGAUAGUGUGAUCACACAUCCAAGAGAAUUUGACUUCUAUCUCUGCAGUCAUUGGGGUGUAAAAGGAACAAGCAGGCCAAUUCAUUACCAUGUUUUAUGGGAUGAAAACCAGUUCACUUCUGAUGAACUACAAAAGUUGGUUUACAACCUUUGCUACACAUUUGUGAGAUGCACCAAGCCUAUUUCACUGGUGCCUCCAGCUUACUAUGCCCAUCUUGCUGCAUACAGAGGCAGACUAUAUCUCGAGCGUUCGGACUCGGCUACUCUAACAAGAAGUUCUAACAUCUCUCGACCUGCACCACCAAAGACAACUCCUUUACCUAAACUCACUGAGAACAUUAAAAAGCUUAUGUUUUACUGCUGAACUUAUGGCAACUGCACAUAGUUCUUUCUAGCUAAUCUUCUUUAUUGACAGUUUAGUUGUUUGAUCUAAUGUAGUUUUUAUACAGUAGCUCUUUCUAGCUAGAUGACUGUUUAUUAAUUUUGAUCUCAUGUUAAUUUUUAUGCUGGCUAAAUAAUUGAAUCUUCCCAUG
Messenger RNA from Nicotiana attenuata, 3452 nucleotides. Its product is annotated as protein argonaute 7. Gene Ontology annotation, biological process: regulatory ncRNA-mediated post-transcriptional gene silencing. Gene Ontology annotation, cellular component: cytoplasm. NCBI's taxonomy places the organism in Eukaryota, Viridiplantae, Streptophyta, Magnoliopsida, Solanales, Solanaceae. Gene Ontology annotation, molecular function: RNA binding; protein binding. The transcript is spliced from 3 exons. The coding region runs from base 302 to 3283 and encodes 993 amino acids. The record is from RefSeq and is a predicted model, not a curated record.